Molecule: messenger RNA, 4916 nt
Organism: Aspergillus versicolor CBS 583.65
Lineage: Eukaryota; Fungi; Ascomycota; Eurotiomycetes; Eurotiales; Aspergillaceae
Product: Mtc5p
Exons: 2
Coding region: 333-4649 (1438 amino acids)
Molecular function (GO): protein binding
Source: RefSeq, a predicted model, not a curated record
CCCGUCCGUGCUUGCUCCGACCUUCGCGGAAACCGAUGCCUGAGUCUCUUUUCAGUGCACUCAACCUUUUCGCGAGUGUCACUCGUCUCGCCACUUAUAUAUACACCCAUCCCGAACUAGUUCCCCACGCCGUGCGCGUCAUGAAUACGAUCAGCUCUUAAGCUGUCCCGGCUACUCUGACCCCAGCGUUAACAGCCGUGCUCUAUCGAGAUGAAGGAGGCUACAGCUACUUGCAAUCCUUACAAUCAAUGUGUCCAUCGAUAUCUCGAAAAUCGCCCUGGUAGCAGAUCAUAGACGGGGCCGUUUGACGACCGGCCGCCGCUAACGCCAAAAUGUCCGACUCCAACGAACCAAGGCCGUUGACUUCAGCGUUCGAAAGUCCAACAUAUGGAGAGGACAGCUCUUUUCACGUGGAUCAGCCUGUUGGAUCUAUGUCCAUAUCGCCUUGUGGUCGAGACGUCGUAUUAGCAUCUAAGGAAGGACUUCACAUAAUUGACCUGGAUUCGCCUUACUCACCCCCUCGUUAUCUCCCUCAUCAUACACCUUGGGAAGUUGCAGAUGUUCAAUGGUCCCCAUUUGCUGCUCGAGACUAUUGGGUGGUGAGUACAUCAAAUCAGAAGGCGUUGGUAUGGAAUCUAGCAAUGCAGAGUUAUCAGAACUCUAUUGAACAUGUUUUGCAUGCUCACACGCGCGCCAUUACUGAUAUCAACUUCUCCGCACAUCACCCAGAUGUCCUUGCAACCUGUGCGGUCGAUAGCUUUGUUCAUUGUUGGGACCUUCGCGAUACCUCCCGACCAGCUAUCUCAUUCUCGGAUUGGUUUGCAGGCGCCACUCAGGUGAAAUGGAAUCGACAGGAUCCCAAUGUAAUUGCGAGCUCUCAUGAUAAAUUUCUUCGUAUCUGGGAUAAGCGUAUGGGAGCUUACCCGAUCCGGUCUAUCCAAGCUCACGGUACCAAGAUCUACGGGGUUGACUGGAAUAGGGUUCGACCCGGGGCUUUGGCAACCUGCUCUUUGGAUAAAACAAUCAAGUUCUGGGAUUAUACCGUUGAGGAUGACGUGCCGGAAAAGGUGAUCCAGACGCCAUUCCCUGUUUGGCGUGCCAGAAAUACGCCUUUUGGAUGGGGUGUUCUGGCCAUGCCUCAAAGAGGCAACAGCGAUCUUCAUCUUUACAGUCGCAGGGCAAUAGAUGGGGCCGAUCCUGACAGCCCGCUUCCUCCUGUACAUAGCUUUCCCGGCCACAAAGGACAGGUUAAAGAGUUUCUUUGGAGGGCGCGUGGAGAAGUUACUGAUGGAAUCGAUCACAGAGAAUUCCAGCUAGUAUCUUGGGGGACUGAUAAGGAACUCCGCUUGCACCGUGUUGAUCCUGACGUUCUUGAAAAAGUCGGUUACGAGAACGGGAAAUCCUUCAUGUCCAACCUAAAUAUCACCCGGAGAGGAGCGGUCUACAGAAGCUUCCGAGAGGAAAAUGUCGGCUUAGAAUACGAGGAAAAUGGCCUUUUAUCACCGUCUUUCGAGCCCCCUGUACCCCCAUCCUCGCGCGCCGGUAUGAAUACCAUAUCAGUUCCAUACGCUCCUGCAUGGCCACAAGGAGGAAACGCCAACUCGAGAGUCGGAAUGCAAAAUAGAUCUGGCCAGCGGGCCGACACAAACCCAAUUGCCUGGAUGAGGGGCGUGAAAAUAUCAGGAUGGGAUAUCGAAACCCUUGGGGAUGAAAUUACCCAUGUCGGCGAGAAAUUCACGAAAGUGGCCUUCGAGUCGGUUGAUGUGAGACGACGAAAGGCUACAAUAUCUUUACAUGGUCCUUGGGGUGCUGACAGUGCGUCCCUCUUCAUCCGAGUGGACAUCAAAUUCCCGCCGGAUUACCCUAGGGACGCCGUGCCCACUUUCAAUGUUCAGAAGACUACCGCUGUUAGUGAUCAGCUCGCCAGCAAGAUUGUUGCAGAGCUGCAGACUAUCUCUGAGACCUAUUUAUCUUACAAGCGAGGCUGUCUUGAGGGGGUCGUUCGGUACCUUUUAGGUGAAAGCAGCCUCGAAGAAAGUAUCGCGUGGAUCCUGGGGGAAACAGCUGAGACUUUGAAAUCACCGACGAAUGACCAUGUCGGGGGCGACGAGUCCAGUGACGAGGACGAAGUUGGCUUAUCACAAAGUCAAGAGUUAGCAAUGAGCUCCGAGUUGAUUCGGCCUGUCAAUGCGAACGUGAUGGUCCCAAGAGCGAGGGAAUGUGGAGCAGUUUGGGCCAAGGACGGCCGUUUGGUGUGCUUCUUCCCAACGAAGAAGGAUAAGUCAGCAUACUCUCUUGAAAACCUAGGGUUUAAAGAGAUGACGAGACUGUCAAGAACUGACAAUCUUUUCGAACGUUUUGGACGUUUUGAUACUAGUUCUCCGGGGCCCCGGAUAACAGGUACAAUCGCCAGUACUGACGACGGUGCAUCUGAGUAUUCCGAUGAUUCCGAAGCCGAAACUUCUAGUUCUUCUGGGUCUUCUGGUAUUCUAUCUGGGCUUCAACAUCGGUUCCCAACGCCUCAGACAUGGCGUAGUGCUGGAAGUCUUGGGUUCUAUCGACCUCGCUCGACGGACAAUUCCCAGAGGUCAACCAUCGGCGGCAUGACCUCCCGAUCUUCUGACGCACCACAGAAUGUAAUUUCUAUACAUGACUUGAAUGGUAUACUACCAGCCAAGCGGGAACUGGGUAGUGAGUACCGUAUAUGUGGAAAGGUCGUUGAUGUGUGUGCUCAUAACGCAGCGGUUGCCCUCAACCAUGGCUACUAUGAGCUAGCUCGUAUUUGGGGUUUGGUUAAACUCAUACUGCAUCAAAGAAGAUCAUUGCGAUCAACUCCUAUUCUGAAAAAUGCAGGCAAAGGAUCACACAUCCUACGAAAAGAUAGCGCAAUAGAUAUAAGAUCCGAUGCUCUCCAUCCCGAUCAAUCCUCUCGAAAUACAUCGGGCGUCGUUCAAUGGGGGGACCAUCCCUUUGGUGGUUAUUGGCUCAUUCCCGCACUUUUCGCAUACUUUGAACGAAUUGGCGAUAUACAGAUGGUUGCGAUGCUUUCCUGCGUUCUGUACGAACCCGAUUUCAAAGAAGCCCCGUCCGAAGGAGAAAUGUCACCAAAACGCGCAGGUCAUAAUUCCUUUUCUCUAGAUUUCCAUAACUCUCCCAGUACCGAGACGAACAAGUCGCAAGCGGUAACACCGCCCAAGUCCACGCCAAAGGAGAGUCAUACCACGCCUGGUACGCAAAGCUCUGGACGGUCAUCAUCAGAGUUGUGGCGCCCAGGUACUACUCCACCCUAUUCGGCAGGCACAACACCCCCUUUACUUUCUCGUGCAAGUGGGUUAGGUGUUGAGAGAAGGGCAGUUACCCAGAACCCGUCAUUGGCUGCUUCGCCAGACCAACAAUCACAGCCACGAACCGGCACUGGCUUCGGAUCUGCUCUUGCAUCUUCUCUUUCUCGAUCCUUCACGUUCGGGCCGUCUUCGGCAUCGCCUCCCGCAAGUGACCUUCUUAGGAGAAAACAAGCCCAAAAUGAGAAUGCUCGUGCGCUCGGAGGACCUGGGGCAUGGACCCCUAGUAGUUCUAGAGCUAAGGCUGCAUUUGUAAAACCUGAUCAUUUUACAACAACCUCCUCACAGACCCAGUCGGAUGCGGAAAGCGAAAGAUUAAGUCCGAAACCAACAAAGAAAAUCAGGGUUACCUUCAAAAAUAAAGGUACUUUUGACAGCCAUAGCACGAUGCACAACUUGUUCCUUGAUCCAAAAAAGGAUCAACUAUAUCGAUCAUACCGCAUAGCCUAUGCUCAUCUGUUGUCGAUAUGGGGACUGCCCGUACAACGGAGCGAGAUGCUGAAAAUAGGCGAUAUCAUAAAGCACCCGGAUGACACCGGCGCCCAUCACGGAGAUUCUACUAACCUUGAUGACUCCUUUUCACUUUCCGGUUUUGUUCGCAAGAGUUCGCCCAGUACCUCAGCAAACGAGGAUAGCAAUGGUCUAGGGAUCCAGCGACAUUGCAUUAGCUGUGGUGUUCAACAGUUAUCCAUCUUCGCCAUUCAGGAUGCCGUGGAUUCUGCAGUGGCGGGCGCUAACGGCCAAGCCAAGGGGAUCGCAACAUCCAUAAUAUGUCCCAAUUGCAAGCCGAAACGACCGCUGCCGCUCAAACUAUCUUGCGCUAUAUGCCGUGAAGUGGUUGAGGGAAUGCUCACACCUUGUCUCGGUUGCGGCCAUGUCUGUUGUUUUAGUUGCUGCCGCGAGUGGCUCUCGGUCAUUUUGCCAGAUGUGCGCCACGCCGACAAUAGCGAUGGGGACACGGACACGCAGUUUUGCCCCACAGGUUGCGGCUGUAAAUGCGCAGAUCACACCAUGACCGAUAUACCGGCACCAUGGAGCCAUCCGCCGUCUCCGAGCCUCGAAGGCGAGAACAGACCUCAAACAAGACGUUCAGAAGGUUCAGGCUCCAUUGACAGUCUGGUCAACCCCAGCCACCCGGAGGAUGACCUAGAUCAUUGGGGAGCAUCACCGUUUGCCUCUCUCGCCAGGGGUCUCGGUGGGGGGCUUAGUCGAGGCCUACGCGGAAAGGAGGACAAACGGAAACCGAAAAACCCUGGGAACUAUACAUUCGUUCCCAAGAGGUCAUCUAUGAACCAGGUCCUAAGUUAAUACUGAAGGAUGAUAAUAUUGUUAUAUUAGACGAACAUAUACCCUAUUGCUGCGUUAAUGAGAUGUCUUUCACGUUAUAUACUAUAAAUCCCAAAAUCCUCAACUGCACUAACCUAAUCUCCAUCAACGUCACCCAGUGGUCUAGCUAUACACCUCUAUACCUCUCCCCAAGAAACAGGCACCUCAUAUGAAACUUUACUGAUUCCCUUCUGCCUACUAAUCUUCCUAAUCGUAAUCUCCCCGGUUAACCCCGUAGAUUCCACAUGC